Ipomoea nil (Japanese morning glory) is the source of this 1365-nucleotide messenger RNA. RefSeq lists its product as uncharacterized. The coding region runs from base 1 to 1365 and encodes 454 amino acids. The transcript is spliced from 3 exons. Gene Ontology annotation, molecular function: nucleic acid binding. The record is from RefSeq and is a predicted model, not a curated record. Lineage: Eukaryota; Viridiplantae; Streptophyta; Magnoliopsida; Solanales; Convolvulaceae.
AUGCCUCAGAGUCGGGCAAGUUCAGGAACCUGUGAAGCCAAGAAUUCACGGCUGAUACAGUACAAGGAAAAAACCGAGGAGCUGCUAAAAGGAUUCGUGGCGUAUGAGAUCGAGCACAUCCCGCGAACUGAAAACACAGAAGCCGACAUCUUGUCAAAGAUAGCCUUGGAAGGAAUACCGGAUCACCUCCUAAGGAUCUGUCAAAAGGAAGAGCUGCAUCGACCAAGCAUUGAGGAACCGGGAAAGGAAAUCCAGCAGGUAAUGGUGCCGAAUUGGUACCGUACUGAUAACCCUGAGAUGUUCUGGAUCGAAGACAUUCUACAAUACAAGGAGAACGGGAAGCUGCCCGACGACCCAGCGGUCGCCGCUCGCGUCCGCAGAAAAGCCCCUUCCUUCGAAAUCAUCGACGGACGGUUAUACAAGAGGUCGUUCGGUGGACCCCUCCUCAAAUGUUUGCGGAAGCCCGAAGCGGAGAGGCUAAUGGAUGAAGCCCACCGGGGAAUAUGCGCCGCUCACCAAGGUGCCCACACUCUCGCCCGAAAGUUGGUCGUCCAAGGUUUUUACUGGCCCACCAUGAUGAGAGACUGCAUCGGCUGGAUAGCUAAGUGCCCUUUACCGCUCGCACUCGGACGCUUUAAGUUUUGUGUAGUGGCCAUCGACUACUUCACCAAAUGGGUGGAAACUGAGCCACUAGCCACCAUCACUGAGUAUCAAUGUCGAUAUUUUCUAUGGAAGAAGGCCCUUCAUGGAGUUUUUUCAGCGCAUAGCAUUCUGCACACCAAGGUGUCGGUCACCUAUCCUCAGGCCAAUGGACAGGUCGAAAACAUGAAUCGCACCAUUGCGGACGGUAUUCGCAAGAAACUGGAGGACGUAGGAGGAAAUUGGGCGGACAAAUUAGAUCGGGUAUUGUGGGCUUAUCGAAACACCCAGAGACGGGCCACUGGCGAGAGUCUAUUCUCGCUGGCUUAUGGUUUUGAAGCAAAAGUAACUGUAGAGGUCGUCGAGCCCACUUACAGAAUUAGCCACUACACAGAUGAAGGAAACGAGGAGAGCUUAAGGAUUGAGAAAAACUUUCUAGAAGAACGAAGGGAGACAGCACACGCCCGUAUAGUGGAGUAUCAGCAGGCCGUCAAACGGUAUCGUGAUAAGCGCAUCCGACCUCGGGCAUUCCAAGUAGGGGACCUUGUUCUACGUGAUCGACAGGCCAGCCGGCCCACCGAGGGAGGAAAGUUCACGGUCAAGUGGGAAGGACCUUACCGGAUAGCGGACGUGGUUCAAGCUGGCACUUACAAGCUGGAAACCUUGGACGGAGAGCUUGUCGAUCGGACUUGGAACGUACUCCACUUGAAGAAAUAUUACCAGUGA